Molecule: messenger RNA, 922 nt
Organism: Hibiscus syriacus
Lineage: Eukaryota; Viridiplantae; Streptophyta; Magnoliopsida; Malvales; Malvaceae
Product: serine/arginine-rich splicing factor SR34A-like
Exons: 11
Coding region: 230-922 (230 amino acids)
Cellular component (GO): nucleus; ribonucleoprotein complex; cytoplasm
Molecular function (GO): mRNA binding
Source: RefSeq, a predicted model, not a curated record
UAAGAUUUGAGCAAAGACGAGGAUAAGCGAACCCUAGCUACUAGCUAGUUGAAGGUUAAGCUAAGUUAGAUUUGAGCAGGAAGGCUCGACCACGAGGCUUCGUCAAGCUCCAGUUUUACUCUGCUUAGGGCCAACACUUUCUGAUUGAUUCUCAUCGACUCCACUUCACUUUUCCCUAGCUCGCAGUUCUUCGUGAAAUUAUUAUAUUAUUUGCUUUCCGGUAGUGGAAAUGAGCAGCCGCUUCUCUCGCACAAUCUAUGUUGGCAACCUACCCUCAGAUAUAAGAGAAUGGGAGGUUGAAGAUCUUUUCUACAAGUAUGGUCGUAUUUUGGAUAUUGAGUUGAAGAUUCCACAUCGCCCUCCAUGUUUUUGUUUUGUUGAGUUUGAGGAUCCCCGAGAUGCUGAAGAUGCAAUCAGAGGUCGAGAUGGUUAUAACUUUGAUGGUUGUCGUUUGAGGGUUGAGCUUGCACAUGGUGGUAGAGGACAAUCCUCAAGUGAUCGUCGUGGUGGGUAUGGUGGUGGUGCAGCUAAGUUUGGUGUAUCACGUCACUCUGAAUUUCGAGUUCGCGGGCUCCCUUCUUCUGCUUCCUGGCAAGAUUUGAAGGAUCACAUGCAAAAAGCUGGUGAUGUGUGUUUUGCAGAAAUUUCACGUGACAGUGAUGGUACUUUUGGUAUUGUUGAUUUUACCAAUUAUGAUGACAUGAAAUAUGCUAUUCGUAAACUUGAUGAUACCGAGUUUAGAAAUCCUUGGGCUAGAGCUUACGUUCGGGUGAAGAAAUACGAGAGCAGCCCUUCCAGUAGUAGUGGGAGUAGAAGUAGAAGCCGCAGCGUUAGAAGAGACCGGAGUAAAUCACAGGAAAGAUGUCCGUCCAAAUUACCUGUUAAAUCCAGAUCUGCCUCUCCUGUCAAGUCACCCAGGUAA